Symbiodinium sp. CCMP2592 is the source of this 2181-nucleotide messenger RNA. Lineage: Eukaryota; Dinophyceae; Suessiales; Symbiodiniaceae. The record is from the annotation of a GenBank genome assembly.
AUGAAAGCUCGAAACUCGAAACGAAACAAGCUCGCGAUUACAGGUGCUCUGGCGCUUGGUGUCGUCACACUCGGCGGGUGCGACAACGCGGGUCAGGGGAUGUUCUCUGGUGCGGCGUUGGGUGCACUGACCGGCCUUGCUCUGGGGUCUCUGGACGGCAACGCCGGUGAAGGCGCGGUUGCUGGAACGAUCAUCGGAGCCGCGGGCGGCGCGAUCCUCGGAGACAUCAACGAGCGCGAGCGUGAGAACGCACGCUAUCGCGGAUCGGACCAUCGGUAUGACUCCCGAUACGAUCGUCGUCAUCGCUCGCACUCCCAUCGGCACGGUCACUACAACGAUCCGUGGUGGGAAGAGGACUGGCUGAUUCCUGUGCAGAUACGCAAUUUUUCUAUCAUCGCCCAUAUCGACCACGGCAAGUCCACGCUUGCGGAUCGUCUGCUCCAAGCGACCAACGCGGUGAGCGACCGCGAAGCGAAGGCGCAGCUGCUGGAUUCGAUGGAUCUUGAGCGCGAGCGCGGGAUCACGAUCAAGGCGUCCGCCGUGACGGUCAUGCACCAUCAUAACGGCGAAGACUACAUGCUCAACUUCAUCGAUACGCCGGGGCAUGUGGACUUCGGGUACGAGGUGUCCCGCGCGCUCAAGGCGUGUGAGGGGGCACUGCUGAUCGUCGAUGCGUCCCAAGGGGUCGAAGCGCAGACAGUGGUCAAUACAUACCUCGCGGUUGAGCAAGACCUGGAGAUUGUGCCUGUCCUCAACAAGAUCGAUCUCCCAGGUGCGCGUCCCGAUGAGAUCGCGGAUGAGGUCGAGCAGGUGCUCGGGAUCGACGCGAUGGACUGCAUCCCUGUUUCCGCGAAGACGGGCGAGGGGAUCCCGGCUCUGCUUGAUGCGAUCUGCGAUCGUUUCCCGGCUCCCGCGCCUCCGACAACGGAGAAGACGCGGGCGCUGAUCUUUGAUGCGGUCUACGACGACUACCGCGGCGUGAUCGUGUACUGCAGAGUGUUUGAUGGGAAGCUCAGGGUGGGUGACAAAAUUCUGAUGAUGGGUCUUGAGCGGACCUUUACGAUUACUGAGCUCGGGAAGUACAAUCCGAAGCCGGAGAAGUACAAGGAGAUCGGUGCGGGAGAGACGUGCUAUCUCGUCGCGGCGAUCAAGACGCUCGGCGAUGUGCGUGUGGGUGAUACGAUCACGAUUGACCACGAUCGCGCCGACGAGCCGCUCGCGGGAUAUGAACCUCCGGCGCAGAUGGUGUUCUGUGACUUCUAUCCAUCGACAACAGAGAAGAAGGGCAACGACUUCGAGGAACUCCGCGAGGGGAUGGAGAAGCUCGCGCUCAAUGACUCGUCGUUUUCCUACCAAGCGGUCCACUCAGAAGCACUCGGAUUCGGGUUCCGCUGUGGAUUCCUUGGUCUGUUGCACAUGGACAUCAUCCAGGAGCGUCUUGAGCGUGAAGCGGGGGUCGAGGUCGUCCAGACGGCGCCGACGGUAUCCUACAAGAUCAAAAUGCGCGGCAAGGGCAAUGAGAUCUUCGAGAAAGAGAUCCACAACCCUGCGGAUCUUCCCGACGCGGGAUUGAUUACUGAGUUUUCUGAACCGAUCUGCAAGGUUGAGAUCAUGACUCCGGAGCGGUACAUCGGAGAGACGAUGAAGCUGUGUCUGGAUCGACGCGGCAUCUUCAAGAACCAGACGUUCGUGAGUCAGGGACGCGACAUGCUGACGUUCGAGAUCCCGCUCGCGGAGAUUAUUUUCGACUUCUACGACAAGCUCAAGGGGAUCAGUCAGGGCUACGCGACGAUGGACUACGAGGUCACUCGCUACGACAAGAACGAGCUCGUCAAGGUCAGCAUCCUGAUCAACGGCGAUCCGGUCGAGGCGUUGUCAUUGAUCUGUCACAGGGAUCGAGCCGUGGCGCGUGGAAAGCUACUGCUGAGCAAGCUCAAGAAGCAGAUCGAUCGUCACCAGUUCGAGAUCCCGUUGCAAGCCGCGAUCGGUGGGAAGAUCAUCGCACGCGAGACGAUCAAGGGAUUCCGCAAGGAUGUCACGGCGAAAUGCUACGGCGGCGAUGUCUCGCGUAAACGCAAACUCCUCGAAGCACAGAAGAAGGGCAAGAGCAAGAUGAAAUCCAUCGGCUCGGUCAACAUCCCGCAGAAGGCGUUCAUGGCGGUGCUGGAUACGGGGGAGUGA